AUGAGCUCUUCAAGCAUUCUGCGGAGCUUGACUCCCUCUACCAAGUUCUCUCGAACCUGGAGGCAAUCUAGCAGACACUUCUCAUCGACGCGACCUGCUGCCCGAAUCGUUGCAAACCAGCCGCUACGGGCUAAGGAAGCCUCGCCCUUUGUGUCUUCGAAAUACCCUGUCAUUGAUCACGAGUAUGACGCCGUCGUUGUCGGCGCCGGUGGCGCAGGGUUGAGAGCAGCGUUCGGUCUAGCGGAAGCAGGCUUCAACACAGCAUGCAUUACCAAAUUAUUUCCCACUCGAAGUCAUACGGUGGCAGCACAGGGAGGCAUCAAUGCUGCCCUGGGAAAUAUGCACGAGGACGAUUGGAGAUGGCACAUGUACGAUACAGUCAAAGGCUCGGAUUGGCUCGGUGAUCAAGAUGCCAUCCAUUACAUGACUCGCGAAGCCCCCCGAUCAGUUAUCGAACUCGAAAGUUACGGAUGCCCAUUCUCGCGAACGGAAGACGGCCGGAUAUACCAAAGAGCUUUUGGAGGACAAUCGCAGAAAUUUGGCAAAGGCGGCCAAGCAUAUCGAUGUUGCGCCGCUGCUGACCGCACCGGCCACGCCCUGCUCCACACGUUGUAUGGACAAUCUCUGAACCACAACGCCAGCUAUUUCAUCGAAUACUUCGCUUUGGAUCUGAUUAUGGAAGAUGGUGAAUGCAAAGGUGUCAUCGCUUACAACCAAGAGGACGGCACUCUGCAUCGAUUCAUUGCAAAGAACACGGUCCUGGCAACUGGCGGUUACGGUCGAGCGUACUUCAGCUGCACCUCUGCCCACACCUGUACCGGUGACGGUAUGGCUAUGGUUGCACGUGCCGGUCUCCCCAACCAAGAUCUUGAAUUCGUUCAAUUCCACCCUACAGGUAUCUAUGGCGCUGGUUGUCUGAUCACCGAGGGCUCCCGAGGUGAGGGUGGUUAUCUUCUGAACUCGGAGGGUGAACGAUUCAUGGAACGCUACGCACCUACCGCCAAGGACUUGGCUUCUCGAGAUGUCGUUUCCCGAUCAAUGACGAUGGAAAUCCGAGAGGGCCGUGGUGUCGGUCCCAACAAGGACCACAUCUACCUACAGCUCAGCCACUUACCCCCGGAGAUCCUCCACGAACGACUACCUGGUAUUUCCGAAACAGCCUCAAUCUUCGCCGGUGUCGAUGUGACGAAACAACCCAUUCCGGUCCUGCCUACUGUCCAUUACAACAUGGGCGGUAUUCCAACUAAGUACACCGGUGAGGUUAUUCGCCAGAACGAGGCUGGCAAGGACGAAGUCGUCCCUGGGCUUUUCGCUUGCGGUGAAGCUGCUUGCGUGUCAGUCCACGGAGCCAACCGAUUGGGAGCCAACUCGCUCCUUGACUUGAUCGUCUUCGGACGUGCUGUCUCACACACCAUCCGUGACAACUUCAGCCCCGGUCAGACCCAAAAGGCAAUUGAAGCCGAUGCGGGUGCCGAGACCAUCAACAUGCUGGACAAGAUCAGGACCUCGGACGGCCCGAAGAGCACAUAUGAUGUUCGAAAUGCCAUGCAGAGGGUGAUGCAGACUGAUGUCAGCGUCUUCCGAACCCAAGAGUCCCUUGACGAAGGUGUGAAGAGGAUCAACGAUGUCGACCAGAUGUUCGACCAAGUCGGGAUCAAGGACCGAAGCAUGAUCUGGAACUCGGAUCUUGUCGAGACUCUUGAGUUGAGGAACUUGUUGACUUGCGCAGUCCAAACGGCUGCCUCUGCCGCCAACCGGAAGGAGUCCCGAGGUGCUCAUGCCCGUGAAGAUUAUCCCGAGCGUGACGACCAGAACUGGAUGAAACACACACUGUCAUGGCAAAAGAACCCGCAUGGCAAGGUCGAGCUCGGCUACAGAGGAGUCAUCAGCCAUACCUUGGACGAGAACGAGUGCAAGGCUGUGCCGCCAUUCAAGAGAGUGUAUUAA
Molecule: messenger RNA, 1947 nt
Organism: Capronia coronata CBS 617.96
Lineage: Eukaryota; Fungi; Ascomycota; Eurotiomycetes; Chaetothyriales; Herpotrichiellaceae
Product: succinate dehydrogenase [ubiquinone] flavoprotein subunit, mitochondrial
Exons: 6
Coding region: 1-1947 (648 amino acids)
Biological process (GO): tricarboxylic acid cycle; mitochondrial electron transport, succinate to ubiquinone
Molecular function (GO): flavin adenine dinucleotide binding; succinate dehydrogenase (quinone) activity; electron transfer activity
Source: RefSeq, a predicted model, not a curated record